Molecule: messenger RNA, 750 nt
Organism: Lottia gigantea (owl limpet)
Lineage: Eukaryota; Metazoa; Mollusca; Gastropoda; Lottiidae
Exons: 6
Coding region: 1-750 (249 amino acids)
Biological process (GO): regulation of cell differentiation
Cellular component (GO): membrane
Source: RefSeq, a predicted model, not a curated record
AUGCCCAUGGAAUUGAGAGCAAUAUUAGAAGUUCCAGGAGGUUCUGUUUUGCAUCGAUGGAAGAGUCAGUGGUUUGUUUUAGAUAAAUUGGGUGAUUUGAGAUAUUUUGAGACACCUGAUCACCCUGUAGCAGAAGAAAGAUUAGUUGUUAGAGCUGUUGUUAGACAAAUUAGAACUGGUGCUGAAUGUGGAAGUGUAUCAUUACCUGAUAAUCUAUCUAAAGCUAGUGUAAUGAUAUUAGAUAUGAAUAAUGGUAGUCACAUGACAUUGUGUGCUGAAACACCCGAUGAUAUGAAAGCAUGGCACAUAGCAUUAGAUGAAGCAAGAACAGCAUAUGGUCCAUCUCCUCAACAAAGUGUACAUGCUGUAGGAAAUGCAACUAUAAUUAACCGACCACUGACUUCAACAACUGUUAUUUCUGGACCUGGUGUUUAUGGUGGUUAUGGUGGUUAUAGUGGUUGUUAUUCUGGUUAUCCUGGACGUGUUUUAACUACACCAGGUGUCACUGUGAUACCGGCUCAACCAUCUGUUACAUGCAUACCAGGAGGGACUACAGUAGUUAAUGCAGCACCACAACAAGUGGUAUACAUGAAUAGAUCACCUUAUUAUAGUAGAGGAUUGUUUGGUCCUUACUUGUGGGGUGUUGAAGUCCCUCCUUUUUCAUGUGGCCUUGAUAACUUAUGCUCCAGAACCUUCAAUUCUCCUAUAAAGUUAGCCUUCCAAAGCAAGGUGACAUACGCUCACCAGUAG